Molecule: messenger RNA, 894 nt
Organism: Entamoeba nuttalli P19
Lineage: Eukaryota; Evosea; Mastigamoebida; Endamoebidae
Product: PH domain containing protein kinase, putative
Exons: 1
Coding region: 1-894 (297 amino acids)
Biological process (GO): protein phosphorylation
Molecular function (GO): ATP binding; protein serine/threonine kinase activity
Source: RefSeq, a predicted model, not a curated record
AUGAUUUCUACUCAUGAAAUAUUUGCAAUGAAAACUAUUGAAAAAAAACAAAUUAUUGAAUAUGAAGAAAUUGAACAUACUAUGUCUGAAAGACGUAUCCUCUCUAAAUUACAUCAUCCUUUCUUAGUAAAUUUAUAUUAUUCAUUCCAAACACCAACUCAUUUAUUUUAUAUUAUUGAUUAUUGUCCUGGAGGUGAAUUUUAUUAUUAUUUACAAAAGAAUGGAAAAGUAAGUGAAGAAGAUGCUAAAUUUUAUGCAGCUCAAAUUUUACUUGCAAUAGAACAUCUUCAUUCAUCAAAUAUUGUUUAUCGUGAUAUUAAACCAGAAAAUAUUUUAAUUGGUGCUGAUGGUUAUCUUCGUUUAACUGAUUUUGGACUUUCUAAAGAAAAUGUUACAAAAGAAAAUACUACAAGUACUUUUUGUGGUACACCAGAAUAUCUCGCCCCAGAAGUUGUUGUUGGUAAAGAUUAUUCAGAACCUGUGGAUUGGUGGGGAUUUGGUAUUUUAAUUUAUGAAAUGAUUCAUGGACAUGCUCCAUUUACUUCAGAAGAUAUUCAACAAUUAUUCCAAAAGAUUAUUCAUGACCCUGUCUCUUUUCCAAGUGCUUCUUAUCCAUCAGCAGAUUGUAAAGAAUGUAUUGUUAUGUUAUUAGAAAAAGAUCCAGAAAAACGUUUAACAGACCCAAAUCGUAUUAAGUCACAUUGUUGGUUUAAAGGAUUUGACUGGGAAGGAUUAUUCCAAAAGAAAUUAUCUCCUCCUUUUGUUCCUGUUUUAAAAGAUAAAACUGAUACUUCUAAUUUUAAUGAAGAUAUUAUUAAUGAAACAGCUAAAAUUGAUGAAGGAGAAGUUGUUGAUUCUAAAGAUUAUUUCAACGAUUUUACUUAUUGCAAAUAA